Cylas formicarius (sweet potato weevil) is the source of this 3172-nucleotide messenger RNA. RefSeq names its product tRNA-specific adenosine deaminase 1 (gene Adat1). Gene Ontology annotation, biological process: RNA processing. Gene Ontology annotation, molecular function: RNA binding; adenosine deaminase activity. Bases 1 to 1212 code for a protein of 403 amino acids. The transcript is spliced from 3 exons. The record is from RefSeq and is a predicted model, not a curated record. Lineage: Eukaryota; Metazoa; Arthropoda; Insecta; Coleoptera; Brentidae.
AUGGAUCGAGAGUUUCACAAUAAAAUCGCAGAAAAGUGUUUGUUGCAUUUUCGCGCGUUACCCAAAACGGGCAAACCGAAAGAUGGCGAAGAGUGGACCGUGUUGUCGUGUAUCGCGAAACGUUGCGACGACGACGACGACAACCUGGAGGUCGUCUCCGUCGGCACGGGUUCGAAAUGCAUCGGCAAAAGUAAAAUGUGCCCGCGGGGAACGGUCUUAAACGAUUCUCACGCGGAAAUCGUGUGUCGACGCUCGUUCUUGCGAUACUUGUACGACCAGAUGAAUUCCGAACGGUCAAUUUUCGAUUUCUCGUCCGAGAGGUCCAGGUUUCAGUUGAAGGCCGGCGUGACGUUCCACUUUUUCACGACGCACGUGCCGUGCGGUGACGCGGCUAUUUUCGCGACGCAGCUCGUCGAAGAUUUCGGUGAUAUUUUGACGAGCAACGAAGGUCCCGGGCCCGCCAAGAAGAAGAAGAUCGCUUCGGACGUGUCUCGCACCGGUGCCAAGUGCGUCGUCGGCGACGUCAGACAAGACUCGAAAGAAGCUGGCGCCGGGUAUCACGUCGUCGGAGUGGUGAGAACCAAGCCUGGCAGGGGCGAUCCUACUUUAUCAGCUUCCUGCAGCGAUAAAAUGGCAAAGUGGUGCCAUCUAGGCAUUCAGGGGGCGUUGCUUUCGAUUCUCCUGGAAAGUCCAAUUUAUCUGUCCAGUUUUACGAUAGCGACCGGGACUCCGUUUUGCCCCGCUGCCCUGGAGAGAGCGCUGCACGAAAGGUUGGGCGGAGCCGCGCCCGAUGAUGUACCUUAUCACCCGAUAGCUGUCGGGUGGGGGAACAAACCCUUCCCGCACGCCAAAACCGACAGUAAACGGCCGUGUGCGUCUAGUAUAUCUUGGUCGCGUAUUGGAAAUAACGAACAACGGGCGUUGGAAGUUGCCGUUGACGGACGAAGGCAGGGCGUGACCAAGAAGAAUUCAACCGAGAGCGGAGGGGCCUUAAAAAUUUGCAAGUUGGCGCUAUUCGGGCAGUUUAUCGCCGUGGCGAAACGAUUUGAGAUUAAAAUCGCGGCCGACGUAGAGAGCCUCGACGUUAUGACGUACGAAAAGGCGAAACGAGCCGCCGAAGAGUACCAGCGGCGCUGGCACACGUUGCGGCAACUAUUCAAUAUUUGGCCGCGAAAAGACGACGAGCUUCUACAGUUUUGCGCCCCAAAAUAAAAUGAUUUGUCACUCCAAAACUUUCCAGAAGAAAAAAAAAACAAAAUGCACGCUUAUACGUCGUGUCACGUAUCGAGUCAAUUUGUGGAUAGCAGCGAAUUCGAUCUAAACUGUGAGGCAAAUUCUAUUAAGACUGAGAUGAUUAGUAAUCGGGAUUGUUUUCUUUGUCAAACAUCCCAUUCCAUCGUUCCUGUUGCUCGACCACCCGCCCGGGUUGCUCAAAGUUCAAGUAUGCGUUUCACAAAAAAAUGUUGGGCUCGAGUGCUAGGAUCAUUCGCCCAUUGCCGACUUCCGUCGAGGAUCUUCGCUUUUGGUCAUUGACCAACACGUACAAAGAAGACAUAUAACCAAUAUUUGCUCAACUAGCAAAAAAACAAAUUUGACCGAUACCAAAAAAAACCGACACCCCCCGCUUCCACCGCGGACCAUCCGGGCCCAUCCGGCCUCCAUACCGGCGUGAACGGGGAAAAACGACGGGGGCCGACGACGAUUAUAACUUUAAAACAUGCACUGAACACUAACAACACUAAGUCCACACAGUGGAAACCGAUAUCAAACUUUUGAGGACGAAUACAAGGGAUUCUGUCGGGAGCGAACGGAGGUUAAACCGCCGCGUGCAAUGCUCCCACCACAGAAUCCCCGGGUUGCUCCUGCUGCUGCUGUUCUAGUGUGUACGAGGGACGUGCCUCGCGCUCCCACGACCAACACUCCUUGGCCGGUGCAUUCUAACCCCCGGUACCCUUUGUGUGAUUUAAAUGUGUAACGCCCUAAACGAUGCGCCAACAUAACGUGCGACUUGUCAAAAGGACAAACCGCGAUUUUUUCUAGAACAAAACGAAGUAUGUGUAUGUCGCGUUUCCUAUAAAACACACAUUUUGUAAACAAAACUUCUAGGAAGUGGGGUUAUCAAAUAAUUUUCAAAAAUGUUGUUUUUUUGUUUACCAAAAUUCACAUUUCUAUUCACUGUCAUUUAAACGAUAUUAAAAACACUCAAUUUAAUUCGAUUAUUAUGCAUCGUAAAAAAGUGGAGUAUCAUAUUAUAAAAACAGGUAGAAACUGACCAAAAAAAGUGACAACCCCCACUGAAACCCACAAAAAAAAAGACACGCACUUACCAGUUGUAGGGAAAUGGACAUCGCACUGAAUAUAGUCGACAAUACACAUGCAACGUAUUUAUACGCGUGUACUCCCUUCCACGGUUGAAUUAAAAAUAGAAAAGUAACUUAAAAAGUCGGAAGGUCUUCUAACCGCAAGCACCAACGCCGAUUUGAAUAAACGCGGUGAACGUAUGUUGCCGCCAGAAAACCAUGCAGGGUCAACAUGAUUUCAGACGGGAACGACACGCUGUCGAUGAAAACACGAUUUUCGAAAUAAAGAAUUCGGGUGUCCAAUUCAUCUUCAAGAACAAGCAAAUAGACUUUCAAGUGCAGGAUUUUUGGGAUUUUUUGUACUUCCUAGAGGAUGAGGUGAGGGAAAUCAUGUACGGGAACGACAUAAUAGUCUACACCGGGGACAAUAUCGCGUUGCGCUAUUCGAAUGAAGAAGAGAGCUGUGAGUUGAUACUGAAACAGGAUCAUGGCGACGAAAUUAUCCUCGAUGAAGUAGAAAAUCUCACACACAUUACACAUCUAAUUUCAGUUACACCCUUUUUAGACCAGUUUAGUAAUAUUUUUUUUACUGCAGAUCUCGAUGACGAAUAGUUGGAACCCUUAUUUGGCCACCCUGUUGAUAUUUAAGUGAAGUACGUGUUUAUUUUAAACCUUUUUUAAAAUAAUUUUCUGACUAAUACAUUAGAAUGUUAGAAAGGCCUACAUGUGUCAAAUAAGUAAGUAUAUAAAUUUGUAUGCGUUUUCUUUCAGAUGUUUUUGCAAAAUUUAGAUUAUUAUAUAUCUUAUUUUUACAAUUAUAUCAAUAAAUUCAAAUAAUUAAUCAACAAGGAUACCUUAUCCAUUCUUCUCUC